AUGAACAAUGGGAAGUUGUUUGGCAAAGGAAAAUUCUCAUCCUCCAAAAAUGACAAGAGAGAGUUCAAGAAGAAGGAUGGGAAAGACUUAUCAUCAACCCAAGGAAUCAUGUGCUAUGAAUGCAAUGGCCAUAGGCAUCUAAAGAAAGAAUGUCCAAAUUAUUUGAGAGGAAAUGAUAAAGUACUUGCUAUUACCCCUAGUGACUUGAAGAGCUCAAACUCCGAUACAAAAGGAGAAUGUGACAGUGAUGGAAACUAUUCAGUUUUCAUGGCAAUUACCACUGUUGAUUCUAUAGAUGAGUUGAGAGAUUUGGUUGAUGAACUUGGUGUACAUUUCAAAGGUGAAGAAAUUGAUGUUUCUAAAGAUGAGGAUGUGUACCUCAAUGAAGAUUAUGGCAAAUAUGAUAAGGUUGCCAAGAGUGUUGUUAAGAAGAUGAAGAAAAUUGAAGAAAAGCACAAAUCAACUUUUGUUCAACUUAAGGAUGCUAAGUGUGAAGUUGAAGAGCUAGAGGAAGAGUUACUGAAUGCUUACUCCAAAAUCAAAUUUCUUGAACUUGAAAUAAUUCAAGCAAAUGUCAAAGUGGAACGCAUCUUCACCAAGAAGUUUGACAGCGUGCUCUCUUCUCAAAAACCUUCAAAUAACAAGACCGGUUUAGGCUAUACCGGUGAAGGAAGCUCAAGCAGCGAAUCUAAGAAGGAAGUGAAGUUCGUGUUGGUCAAGAAUGUUUUGGUGAACCGGUUGAAAAAGUUCCUAGCUAGUGCUAUUCCGGAAUCUCAAAGUGCUUUUUUAUCGGGGAGGCUUAUCUCAGAUAAUGUACUUGUGGCCUUUGAAACUCUGCGUCACCUUAAAAGGCAAACCAAUGGGAAGGUGGGCCAGAUGGCACUGAAGCUUGAUAUGAGUAAAGCUUAUGACAGGGUUGAAUGGGAGUUUUUGGAACGAGCAAUGAAGCAUCUUGGGCUUGGAGAACGACUAGUAAGGCUUAUUAUGUCUUGUAUUACUUCAGUUUCCUACUCUGUUCUUCUUAACGGGCAACCUGUUGGUAAUAUCAAACCUAGUCGUGGUCUUCGUCAAGGUGAUCCUCUGUCGCCUUACCUUUUCCUUAUGUGUGCCAUGGGAUUACAAAGUUUGCUGAAUAAAGCAGAAAUGGAGGGGCAAAUUCGAGGAGUGGCUAUAUGUAGAAAUGGACCAAAAGAGGUUCAAGCCCAGAUUCAACAGGUGUUGGGUGUCCCUGCUAUUCGACACUUUGAAAAAUAUUUGGGUUUGCCGGCAUUGGUGGGUAGAGCAAAAAAACAGAGUUUCAUCUACAUUAAAGAAAGGGUGUGGAAAAAGCUUCAAGGGUGGAAAGAAAAACUCCUAUCUCAAGCAGGUAGGGAAGUGCUGAUUAAGGCGGUAAUACAAGCAAUUCCGACCUAUACCAUGAGUAGCUUUAAACUCCCUAAGGGGCUAGUCAGAGAACUGGAGGGCAUGAUUCGUAAAUUUUGGUGGGGUUGUAGAGGAGAGCAUCGGAAAACUCAUUGGGUAAAAUGGGAGCGACUAUGUGAAGCUAAAGAAGUGGGUGGCAUGGGAUUCAAAGAAAUUGAAAAAUUUAAUGAUGCUCUAUUGGCUAAGCAAGUGUGGAGAAUGAUUAAUAAUCCUGAAUCUCUUUGUCAUCGAGUGUUCAAGGCUCGAUUUUUCCCGGAGUGCUCUAUAUUAGAUGCCAAGGAGUCCAAGUCAGGAUCCUAUGCUUGGAAGAGUAUUAUUGGGGCAAGAGAUGUGAUACGUCAAGGGAUGGUUUGGCACAUUGGGACAGGAGAGGCUGUACGAAUUAAGGAGGAUAGGUGGCUACCUGGACGUGCAAAUUGUUCAGUCAUCUCACCCCUUCCUUCACUGGUUCCGGAUGUGAAAGUUAGUACCUUGAUAGACCAAGAUACCAAUGCUUGGAAAACAGAGGCUGUGCAGCAACUGUUUCUACCUCAGGAAGCUGAAAUUAUUCUGGGUAUUCCUUUGAGCACUCGACGCCCCGUUGAUCGCAUCAUUUGGGCACACACACCGUCUGGUAUGUUCACUACUUGUAGUGCAUAUAAACUUUUGGUUUCCUGUGAUGCAUCUUCUAGUGCAGGUAGUUCUAAUCCUGAAGCCCAGAAAAAAUUUUGGAAGGGCAUUUGGCAGCUCCGAGUCCCAAACAAAAUCAGGCACUUUGUAUGGGGAAUUUGUAACAAUGCUCUGCCAACAAUGGUGAACCUUCAUCGGCGUCAGAUUGUUCCUAGUGCGAGCUGUGCGCUGUGUAAUGUUCUUCCUGAAGACUCUCUUCAUGCAGUGUGGUAUUGUGAAGCCAUUUCAGGUGCCUGGUCUACGUUGGAUUGGUUUCAUCAAACUGCACCACCACGUCCCACUUCCUUCACUGAACUACUUUCUAGUUUUCUGUGCAACAAAGAGGAGUUUAGAGCAGAGAUUUUCGUGAUCAUGGUGUGGUUGCUGUGGAAUAGGCGUAAUGCAAUCCAGUUUGGUCACCCGCCUCUUCCAGUGGCUAGUAUUUGCAGUUCUGCAGGUAUUGGGAUCAUUGCCCGUAAUCAUGUUGGUGAAGCAGUGGGUGCUCUGUCCUCGCCCAUUCCAAUGGCCCAGUCCGUGGCAGAUAUAGAAGCCUUAGCAUGUUUGAAGGCUGUUCAGUUUGCAUUGGAAAUUGGCCUCAACCGAGUUGUGAUUGAAGGAGAUUCAGCAGUCAUCAUCAAUGCUCUUCUUCACGGUGCGGGUGAACUAGCCAGUUUCGAAAACAUCUUGGAUGAUAUUCGUUUACACUCCUCUGUUUUUCAGUUUGUGGAAUUUGUUCAUGUUAGUUGCAGUUGUAAUUCAGUGGCUGAUGCUCUCGCUAAGAAAGCUAAGUCAAACGUUGGGGAUCAGAUUUGGCUGAAUGAUUUGCCAUCUGAUAUUGCUCCGUUAGUUUUGCAUGAUGUUCACUAG
This is a messenger RNA of Quercus lobata, 2937 nucleotides long. RefSeq lists its product as uncharacterized. Lineage: Eukaryota; Viridiplantae; Streptophyta; Magnoliopsida; Fagales; Fagaceae. The record is from RefSeq and is a predicted model, not a curated record. Bases 1 to 2937 code for a protein of 978 amino acids. The transcript is spliced from 5 exons. Gene Ontology annotation, molecular function: RNA-DNA hybrid ribonuclease activity; nucleic acid binding.